Plutella xylostella (diamondback moth) is the source of this 701-nucleotide messenger RNA. RefSeq names its product cationic peptide CP8 (gene CP8). The record is from RefSeq and is a predicted model, not a curated record. Gene Ontology annotation, molecular function: peptidase inhibitor activity. Gene Ontology annotation, biological process: negative regulation of peptidase activity. Lineage: Eukaryota; Metazoa; Arthropoda; Insecta; Lepidoptera; Plutellidae.
UAAACGUUCGCCACAUAGGUAAUAUCAGUAUAGCAUACCUAAGUAUAGCUUGCUUAUAAUCAUUCAGACUAACCUUUUUAAUUAGCAUUCUGAUUUGGUCACUUCUCUCGUUCAGUAGCUAAACACGUCGUUCAAUAAUUAAAAAUGAAACUCAUCAUCCUGUUAGCCUUUGUCUCCCUCGCGGCGGUGGUGGCCGGGGACCUGGUCUGCGGGAGCGACUUCUGCAAGAAGAACCCCUGUGUGUCCUCGACCCAGGCAUCCAGCUGCGCCGUGCCGUCGGUGUACCGCGCCAACCACGCCGGCAAGUGCGCCUGCUGCCCCGCUUGCGUCACCUACUUGAAUGAGGGGUCCGGCUGCAAGACGUACAGCAAGGAGCUCGGGGAGACCCCCUCCGCCGUCUGCAAGGAGCCGCUCAAGUGCCUCAAGGGAGUCUGCACCAAGGUCGCCCCCAGGAACUAAACCCACUGCCACUAUGCAAUAAGGAAUAAACUUACACAACUCAUCACAUGGAGCCAAUAUCUUCAGUUAAAGUUUGCUCAAACUCAUCUAGACCCCGAGCGGAGUUGAGACCUUGCGCGGAAUCUGCAUACACUUCCGACCAACUACUUCAAACUCUUGCGAGUACUUAAAUUACUGUUAAUAUUAAUAAAAAAUUAAACCUGUACAGGUAAUGAAUUAUUACCUACGCUUUGUUCUCGUUA